Sesamum indicum (sesame) is the source of this 1217-nucleotide messenger RNA. RefSeq names its product membrin-11. Gene Ontology annotation, biological process: vesicle-mediated transport; vesicle fusion. Gene Ontology annotation, cellular component: endoplasmic reticulum membrane; Golgi apparatus; SNARE complex. NCBI's taxonomy places the organism in Eukaryota, Viridiplantae, Streptophyta, Magnoliopsida, Lamiales, Pedaliaceae. Gene Ontology annotation, molecular function: SNARE binding; SNAP receptor activity. The record is from RefSeq and is a predicted model, not a curated record.
AUUACCAAAAAAAGGAAAAGAAAAAAGAGGAAAAGCGAGGGAGCCUCAAACAAUAAAAUUCAUUUUCCCAUUAGUAUGAUAUCACCAAACAGUUCCUAAUAGCCAUCCCAACCUCCGAAUACUAGAGAUAUUUGCAUUGCUCCACCGUUAAAAAGGGGGAAAAGGCAUUUCCGGGAGAUCGGCGAUGGCGGUGGAAGGCGGCGGCGUAAAUCUGUCAGAGUUGUACUCUGGCUCUAAGCGUCUGGCUCUGAAAGUCAGAGAUUCAUUGGAGAGGCUUGAGCGUCUCGAGUACACGUCAUCCUCAUCGUCGUCGCUGUCAUCGUCGAACGCCGUCGUUGCGGGGUCUUCCGAUGAGCAAGCAACCGCAAUUCGAAGAGAUAUAAAUCAGAUCCAGUCGCUCUGCUCGGAUAUGGAUCGCCUCUGGCGUUCCAUACCCUCCAAGCCCCAACGCGAUCUCUGGAAAAGAAAAGUGGAACAAGUCAGUGAGGAGGCUGAGUCAUUUAGAGCUAGUCUGGAUAAAUAUCUAUCAAGACAUCAGAAGCGAAUACAAGAAGCGCAAGAGAGAGCAGAGUUACUUGGAAGAGCUAGUGGAGAUUCCCAUGUGUUGAGAAUUUUUGAUGAGGAGGCACAGGCAAUGGAGUCAGUUCGUAGAUCAUCCAGAUUACUAGAGGAUAGUUUUGCAACUGGAGUUGCUAUUCUUUCCAAGUACAGUGAGCAAAGGGAUCACUUAAAGAGGGCUCAAAGGAAAGCACUGGAUGUUCUCAACACUUUGGGGCUAUCAAACACCCUACUCAGGCUCAUCGAGAGGCGUAACCGUGUUGACAAAUGGAUUAAGUAUGCCGGCAUGAUUUUGACAAUAGUCAUCAUCUUUAUUUUCUGGAGGUGGACAAGAUGACUGAUCAAACAUCGCUUACCCAGUUAGUCUUGACAUAUAUACUUGAAUCUUUGCAUUGGUCUGAAAUUGAUUUACUAGAUGUCUGGAGUCUCUACUGUUAGGAAAAAUGCUGCAAUGAAAAGGUCAAGAGCGUGUGCAUGGGAUUGAUGGCUAAAAGCAUUUGCCAUGGUGGUCCAAAUUGCCCAAUUAAGAGUUACGAUUGUAAUUAGUGAUGAGAAUUCUUUCACCUUCUGUUGUAAUGACUAUGAUUUGGUGUACUUUUUCCAUGUAAUGUCGGCCACUGUGAUGCGUUAGCAUAGAGGAUUUCACGAAUUUAUUUUAA